Messenger RNA from Amorphotheca resinae ATCC 22711, 1875 nucleotides. RefSeq lists its product as hypothetical. Lineage: Eukaryota; Fungi; Ascomycota; Leotiomycetes; Helotiales; Amorphothecaceae. Bases 1 to 1875 code for a protein of 624 amino acids. The record is from RefSeq and is a predicted model, not a curated record. The transcript has 2 exons.
AUGGGGAGAAUAAUGGGCGUGGUGAAUGAUCUGAUCCUGCGACGAGAUCGCGACGCCACGCAGCGCGAGAGUCUCUCGCAAACGAUCCGCACGCUGCGCGCAGAUUCUCUGCGGCAGACGACGGAUCUGGAGCGCCUGCAAACGAAGCACGCCGAGGCGCAGCGGAAACUCGGGGUCGCGGAGGCGACGGAGCGGGCGCUGAAGCAGCAGCUGCGCAGCGCGGAGCAGGUCGCGCGCGGUCUGAAGGAGGAGAUGGCACGCAUGAAGAUGCUGGUGGCGCAGACGCGGGCGCAGUGCGCGAACGAGGUGCGGAAGCGGGAACGGACGAUCGAGGGCAUGAAGAGACAUGUGACGGAGAGUGGACGGGCGCGAGGCACGGGCAAGACGGUCGGGGUGGUGAGCAUCAAUGUCACGGCGGGCGUUGGGGCGGAGGGGGGUGGCGGGAAUACAGUUGGGACGGAGGAGGCGGGGUAUGAUUUGAGGAUGGAGACGAACGAGUUCUUGACGGAGUUGGCGAGGGGGUUGAGUGAGGAGAACGAGAAUAUGGGGGCUUUGGUUAGGAGGACGGUGGAGACGCUGAGGACGCUCUCGGGAUAUGAGAAGGAGGGUGUGCAAGAGGGAGGCAUGGUGGUGCAGAUGGAGAGUGGCUAUGAGAAUCUUUCUGCGGAGAUGGAUGUUGUGAUUGAGCAUGUGAGGAAUCUCUUGACGAACCCGUCCUUUGUGCCACUGGAGGAGGUAGAGGUCAGAGAAGAAGAAAUCAUACGGUUGAGAGCGGGAUGGGAGAAGAUGGAAGCAAGAUGGCAUGAAGCUGUUCAAAUGAUGGAUGGAUGGCGGAAACGGAUGGCCACGAGUGGUCAAACCGUCAAUCUGGAGGAGCUGAAGAUGGGUCUUCGCCUAAGUCCUCUCAAAACCAAGGACGAGGACAACAAGAAGCCCUUUGAGUUAUCAACCCUUAUGGAAGAUGGGGAAGGCGAUACUCAAGCAGAUAUCGAUGCAAUGGACGACACAGAUAUGCAGGUUCCUGAGGAGCCGGAUUUCGAUGACGGAGAUUCCGAUGGUUCUGAUCCAGAUCUUCUCGAAGAAGAGGCAACUGAGGAACAAUUCGACGAGGUGUCUGAGGAACAACCUCAAGAUUUCUCACUCAACACAGUACCAUCAUCCUCUCCGGGUCCCCCGCCACAACUAUCUCCACUCCGAGAAACGACAAAUGGUAACCGAGGAGUAAGCUAUCAGCAACAUGAUGCGUUUACUACAAUUGUUGAGGAGAACACCCAUGACCUUCUUGAAGCAAACCCCCCAUCCGUGCAGAAGCCUAAAUCAACACCGGAGCCAGAACAUCAGGAUAGAAAGAGCCAGAUCCCAGCACCACCGGAGGACGAAGUGUCCUUAAUCAAAACAUCCAAUAUACAGAAGCAACCAACACCAAAGAAACCCUCAAAUCCAACGCCCACCAUCAGACCUACUUCUACUCCCAGACUGAAGGAAAAUUCUGGGAGCAAAUUACCGAGGCCGCGAGAAGCACUUCCUCAACAGAGCCCGUUGACAAUGGCGUCUAUUGCAGCGAAAUUGGCGGCCACGGAACGAGAAGCAGAUGCGGCGAGAGUAAGGGCUAAGAUUAAGGCUGCUCGGAUGAAGAGCGCUGCGAACGCAGAGGCAGUGAGGCUGAUGCCUCCUCCACCGAAAACAGAACGAGAUGAAGUGGAGCCGUCGAAAGCAGAAAGGGGGGAUCAAGAGGAUGCGAGUAGAGAUAGAGAGGCGAGAAAAAGGAAAGCUUCAGCACGGCAGGGCGGAAGAGCGAGCCGGAGAAGAAGCACGCUGAGCCCGUGGGAGCUGGAGAGCUUGAUUCUAGGGAAUGUGGGUACUGGAGCGGAAUAG